GUAUCUGUCCGACAGUCCCUGAAGGCAGCAGCAGAUGCGGGUCUUAUUUGUUCUCUCCAGCAGGAGGGCGUUCCGCUGAAGAAGACACAAAUACAGUGCGCUGCAUUAUGCCGGUUGGUUGACGUUUGGAUGCUGUCAAAGCUUCGAGGUUUGUCUCAGAGUGAACAUCCAGCGUCGGGCCUUCUUUGAUGUUAGCCUUCCUGCUGGUUUCACUGCCGGGGGAAAGGCGACAGAGGAGGCCGGACUUGAAGACAUGGAGGCUAUCCGUCCUUGCAGAGGGAGUGAGCUGUAGGACGUGGUGAUUUCUACAGAGUGUCUCCUCUCAUAUUAUGGACCCUGCCCACAUUGGAGGGGAUAUGUCACCUUUGUAUGUGCCACGAAAGAGAAGAUCUGUCCAGUCACAAGCUAAAGGUGGAGUGCCAUGUCCAGUUGUUCAGCGAUUGCCAGAAAGGACGUGUGAGUUAAAUUCAGCUGGAUAUCCCAAGAAUGACGAGUGUGAAGAGCAAGACGCCGGGAAGAUGAAAAGAACCUACGGGAGGAAAAGGUACGAGGAACUCCAGAGUGUUUCCAUGGGAACGGUAGAUUACCCCACCACCAGCUGCUCGAUGAUGUCAUCGGGUGGUCCGUCAAAUGGGGCGGAUCCAGGGUCUGUGGCUCCGCCCACUGCUAGGCUCUCUCCUAGAACCGCGGGGAAGGAUGUGUGGCCCGAAGGCCCCGAGGCGGGCAGGGAUCCGUCGCAGUCUCAGGACCAGAGCUGGACCUCCAGCAGGGACCGAGGCCCCGACGCCUGGGCCCCCGGGAGAGACCGAGGUCAGGACCAGGUGUGGAACUCUGGCAGGGAGCGAGCGGGACACUCCAGUCAGGACCAGACUUGGAUCCCAGGCAGGGACAGGGCCCACUCUGGAGCCGACCAGGCCUGGAUGACGGGCAGGGAUCGGGGACCCGAGCAGGGCUGGGCGGCCGGCAGAGACCGGGGUCAGGAUCAGGCCUGGAAUGCAGACAGGGAUCAAGGGAGGGAGCGGGCCUCCUCGGGGCCGGAGCAGGCGUGGGGGACAGAACAAAACCAAGACCAAGACUGGAGCAGAGACAGAGGGCACGUCUGGAGACCAGACUUGAACAUGAAGAAAGUCAACAGAGGGGAGAUGGAGCGUAACCAACCUGCCAGUAACCUCACUCAGCCACCAGAGGGCAGCAGAAACUCAUGUUCAGAUGUAACCAGUGUUGGAGAAGCUUCCACAGCCCAACCCAGCGAGGAUCAGAAACCGCCCGUCAUCUCCACAAAGAAGGAGCCUCCUAGCUACCCUCCAGGAAGUCAGGAGGAGCGUUGGCAGCUUCAGAUUGUGGCCAAAGGUCGAGUCACCUGUCCAAAAUGUAAAAGUGUGAGCAGGAAGACGGUGGAGGGUCUGAAGAAACACAUGGAGAACUGCAGAAUGCAACCGUACAUCUGUCCACACUGUGGGAAACAGCUGAAGUCUUCAACAGGGAUGAAGUAUCACAUCAUGGCUGACCACAGCCACCUGCCGUCGGCGGACGAUGUUAAGGACCUGGACGAUCGUGUCAUCAAAGAAAAACUUCGUAAAAUCCUGAAGAGACUCGGAAAACUAAAAUGCUCCAAAGAGGGCUGUACCGCUGCGUUCACCAGCAUCAUGGGCUACGUGUACCACAUGAAGAAGUGUGGAAAGGAGGAGUCUGAGCUGGAGAAAAUGCUGCUGAACUGUUCUCACUGCGGGAAGACGUACAAAUCGAAGGCCGGCCUGGAGUACCACCUGAAAUCAGAGCAUGCUCCGACGCCCCUGAAGACCGAGGACGACGAGGCUCUGAAGGCCCAGAAGGAGGCCAACCCGGAGAGGACGGCGAGCGGCAGAGUGCAGCGAGCGUCGGCUCAGGUGGCAAACUUCCACCUGGCGGAGAUCGCCAACAACGAUCUGCCCAAAGACUGGCCCAAGAGGAAGUUCCAGUCGGACCUGGUGCCAGAUGACAAAAAGUUGAAAUAUUCCCGACCCGGCCUGCCCGCCUUCAGCCAGGAGGUGCUUAGAAAGUGGAAGAACGAGGUGAAGCUGCAGAGAAAAGUCCACUGUCCCAACCAGGGUUGUGACUGCACCUACACGAGUGUGUCUGGACUGAAAGCUCAUCUGGGACUCUGCACAAGGGGCGACUUUGAGGCUGGUAAAUACAGAUGUCUGAUCUGCAACAAAGAGUUUAACUCUGAGAGUGGAGUCAAAUACCACAUCAACUCCGUCCAUUCACAGGACUGGUUUGUGACCAACAAAAAAGCCUCCAAGAAGUUUGAAAAGUUCCUCAAAAGUCAACCCAAGGAGUACGCCCACAGCGUGGACAAGCAGAACAUGGAUCAGUACCACCACCACAACCACCACCUUCAGCAUCAUCAUCAGCAGCUUCACCAUCCUCACCAACACCAUCAGCAUCAUCAUCAUCAUCAUCUUCAUCAUCACCACCAGCAGCAGCAGCAGCAGCAGCAGCAGCAGCACCAUCAGAUCCAGCACCAACACCUGCAGCACCCUCUGCAGCCUCUGCAUCACCUGCAGCACCAGAGCCAGUUCCUCCAUCCGGAGCACCAGAGCCUCCCUCAGCAGGUGGACCCCCAGCAGCUCCAUCAGCACAUACUCCAAUACACCCCUUUGGAGCCUGCGCCCGGGCCCAUGUGGGUGGACAUGGACCGCAGGGAGGACGAGCCGGUGUCGGAGCAGGCGCCCAUCGAGACGGACCUGGACAUCAAACCCGUCGAGCUGAACAGCGUCGUCAUGGUGGAGGAGAAGAGGAGGGAGAAGGGCGAGAGAAGGAAGGUCGACGGGAAGCAGAAGGAGUGCUUUGCCUUCGGCGGCGGCGGUGGGGGCAACACCUGCAGCUCAUGCAGCGAGGCGGAGGCGGAGCAGGACAGGCAGAGACAGAUCGACCAGUGGAAUCUGAAACGGCCGGGCGUCAUGGAGCCUCACCCUGAUGCUGAAAAACGACAGAGGAACGCUUAAAAAAAGUGACACUUUCCUUCACCUGCGUCUGAUCGGAUUUGAACAGCGAUAAAAGAAGAAGAAGAAGAAGAAGAGUGUUUGUCUGUAGACAUGAAGACAACAAACCUGUGUCUCUUUUCACCACGGGACAAAACGCUUGAGAAGGCAGCUGGAGCUACGACUUAUAACUUUUGAAAGUAGAUGAAGCAUUUAUACAACGAUGGAUACCUUAAGAAGAACCUCAAAGGCGGCGGCGUGGAUAUAUAAAACUGUGUACACGUCAUGUUUGGAGGCUGUUUGUCCGUCUUGUUACUGUAUAGCCUUGAGAAAUCUAGUAUACUGUUUAUCUGUGUUAUAACCUGUAACAGAUUCUUUACACCAACGUUAAAUGUGUCCGAUUCUGUUCGAACGUUUGAUAAACCUUCUCGUCUUUCAUGUUUACCUACAAGGGAGCGUUUAACCGUAAAGGGGAGGGUGCUACAGUGAAGUAUUUUGUUAGUCUUGUUUAGCUGCUCGCUAUAAAAAAAAGAUUUUGUGCCUCUUGAGUAUGAUCUGUAGAGCGUCAUACAACUCAUCACCACUUUUACUUAAAAAGCUUUUUCUGCUAUAAUGAGCUAGAGACGAGAAUAGUUCUCUCUGGUUUGGAUUCCCUUCACCCCUGAACCAUACUUAUAAAAAGUGCGGUUUGACUUAAAGGUCACAUAUUAUACAAAAUCCUCUUCGCCAUGUUUCUCUAACUCUAACAUGUGUCCCUAGUCCGUCUACAAACCCCCCAAUUAUGAGAAAGUCCAUCCUCUCUGUCUUUUGCCUGCUCCACUUUUCAGAAAAUGUGUGCUCAAACAGGCCGUUUGGAUAUUUUCCCUUCAUGACAUCACAAAGAGCAGUAGCCCCUCCCCCAGGUGGGUGACACUCCCACAGCUAGGUGUUUGUUCUGCUCUCUGAGUCUGCCUUCUCACCGUAAACAAUAGGACAUGGAGCGAGAAAGCACCGAGUACACCCAAGCCCUUCCAGAGAGGGGGCGUGGUCAGACACAGCUCAUUUACAUAUUUAAAGGUACAGACACAGAAACAGCCUGUUCUGAGCAGGGCUGAAAUAGAGGGGUUUAUAGACAUGAUCAAAUACAGGAUCAGAGUGGAUUUAGAACAAGACACUUCACACACAUGUUUUGAGGAGCUCUGAGACUUAUUUACACUGGUUGAAGAGGAGGAGAAUAUGUGACCUUUAAGGUAAUUCUCUGGCUUUUUUGUGACUUUUCUGCUGUUAUUUUGUAGCAAAAGAGGAUUUGUGUCGAGGUGGUGUGCAGUAAAAAGCGUUGGAACAGGAAAAUUGCACAAAAAGCAAAGGAGUAAGUCAAUCCAUUGCAUUAAAAUAUAAAGUUAAAGCCUUUGUGGCAACAUAUUGAAAUUAAACUUUUAGGGAAAACUCUCAAACAGUUACUUGUCAAACUUGUUAAGUAAAAAGCAACAGGUUCAAAUCCAUGCACUUCUUCUGAGGUCGUCAAAUGUUCAAUACUCUGAUGCCUUUCGAUACCACGUGCUUUGAAGAGGUAUACUCUUGAUGAUUGAUGGUAGUAGAAAUGUAUAAAAGCUCAGGAGGCAAAACACAACGUAAAAAAGACAAACGGACGACAUAAUAACAGUCCUUAGAUUAUCAAAAGGAAACUAUUUUGCCAAAAUUCUUUUAACAGAUGAAUCAUCUGAGUCCAGCUUCUUUAUUAUAAAGGCUUUGUGUAUGCCUCUGUCAGUCAUGAGAGUUAAUGAAGAGUCUUUGGAUAUUUGACUUUUUGACUGACGGACACCAAUUUUAAGAUGUCAGCGUUUUUCUUGUGUAAAUGGCGGGAAGUCAAAUGUUCAUGCUUCCCUUUAAGUAAAACGAUGUCUCCCUGCAACCCUCCUCAGUCAUCAAACGUAUCUAUGGGUAACAAACAAGUCGGCCAUGGUGCCUCUUUUGAGUUUUACAAUUGUUUUAUCGCCAUUUCCCAGAAUUCACCAGAAAAUGUCUCUUAAAUUAAAUGCAUUAAGUUCAUCAAUUUAUUCACUUGUUUAGUUUACUUGCUGAGUAUCAUCUUACAAACAACACCUUCAUUUCAGGAACUGCUUAGGAGUAUCCCCCACCCCGCUGUUGAAACACUUCCCAUGUUGUCUUACGCUUGUGACCAAAUCUCAACCACCAUGCAUGCACUUUGAACAUGCUCGCUGAGCAUUUAGACACUUUACAAGUGUUACAUGAAGCCGCCCUCGUCUCAUUACUGAAACGUGUUUCAUAUACGGUAAACAUAGAACGGAUGGGGGAUGUUUCCACUGUCAGUCACACCUCGUCUUCCUGCCGUUUCUUUAGUCAAAGAAGCAUUUUGACAUCUUAGUACUGAAGCACAGUUAAGUUAGCAAACAUAGGUGGAAUAGAAAGCCUGUGUUGCUUUUAUUUUUGUUUUUUAGUGCCAACAGAUGAGUUUUACCAACUGUAGGCAGUGGAUCCAAAAUAACGACAUUGUGUGAUUAAAUAUGAACUGUGUUGACCAGUAGAAAGUCCAGUUUUCACGCUAAGGGCGACACUUGUGAGGAGGGCCCCGACCGAUUUGUUAUUUUUGGGGCCGAUACCGAUAUCUAGCUAGGGAGAGAAAAAAAUCCAUUACUGAUUUAUCGGCCGAUAUCUCUCUUAGAUCUAUGUUGCAUCUAAGUUCUUAGAUCUGUAGAGAUAGAUGGAUAUAGAAGUACACAUGUAUUGUGUUGAUUCCUCAAAAGCAGUUAUCAAACACUUUUGGAAAAGAUAUUUAAUGAAGACAAGAUGGUCACUCUACUAGAAAGUAACUGAGCAUGAAUGUGCAUCAUAUCAUUGUUGUAAUCCAUAUAGCGCCCUCUGCUGGUGACAGCCAGAUGGAUACCUCCUGGUGUAAUACAACAAUACUCAAAUGAAAUGUUAUUUGACUGGUGAAUAAAUCUAGUAAUAUCGGCGCGUUUCUGUGAUAAAAUAGCCGAUACUGAUAGUCACCGGAUACGCUGAUAUUGGCCGACAUUAUCGGCUAGCUGUUUAAUCAGUCGGGCUCUACUUCUGAGGCAUGUUUAUUUUUCAAAGUCUCUCUUUGGGAGUUUUUGAAAGCCAGAAACACGUAGAGGAUUGGUUAGAACCACUGUGUCUCCCUUUUCCCUUCUGAAGUAAAGUGUUGUCUUUUUUGCAAAGGUGUUGUCCAGUCGCCAUACUUCUAGAUAUGAUGCUGAAAAUGUUUUUUAUGCUGAACACGGAGGCUGUGUUGUCAAAGUGAUGAAGCUCUGUGAAUUGAAUGAAGACUGAAACACUGUUGUCUUAACAUCAUUACCGAGUUAAAGGUGUACAGUACACGUACUAAUAUAGACCAGGUUUGAAUAAAGCUAGUCUUUUGAAUUAGUUAACACAUUAAGAAAGCGCUUCAUUUUCCAUUUGUGCGAUAUAAUUUGUAUUCACAAGGAAAUAGACAUGAUUUUAACCAAAUCUGUACAUUUAAUAUGUUGUUUUUUUUAGAAGUAUAACAUGCUGCUAUUUCAUAGAACCAGCAGUGUCAUAACCACAGAUGAUUAAAAGUUUAAUUCAUGGA
This is a messenger RNA of Labrus mixtus (cuckoo wrasse), 6534 nucleotides long. RefSeq names its product zinc finger protein 512 (gene znf512). Gene Ontology annotation, molecular function: zinc ion binding. The transcript is spliced from 16 exons. The coding region runs from base 330 to 2987 and encodes 885 amino acids. The record is from RefSeq and is a predicted model, not a curated record. NCBI's taxonomy places the organism in Eukaryota, Metazoa, Chordata, Actinopteri, Labriformes, Labridae.